UUGGAACUAACAAAAUAUAUAACGUCGCGCAGUUGAGUUUUCCGCGGGAAAACAAUGUCCGGAUAUCGAAGAGUGAAUUACUACGAACUGUGCAGAUUGUGUACCAGCAGCGAAGGAACCAAAAUGAACAUUUUCCGGGAGGAAGGUCGCAGGUUGCAGCUACAAACGAAAAUUCAGACGUACUUGCCUAUACAGGUUUUGGAAGAGGAUUCUUUGCCAAAAAUUGUUUGCCACGAAUGCGUAAAGAAAUUAGAGAAUUUCAUUGAAUUUAGAGAGACAGUCGUGAGUGCAGAGGGUAUGCUAGAAUCUUAUUUCACUUCGUUGCGAUUCUCUGAGGAUUUUCUGAAGGAAGGUAAGGUUUACGUGAAAAGCACGGAAAAGGACAGACCUGCAACACCUGAGAAUGAAGUAUUGAAAGGAAUUGAGAAGGUGACACCAGCACAAGGAAAUCAAAUAGUCAACAAUGACCAACAAAUACAACAUCAACAGCCUGUUGUUGUUAGUAAUAUAAAUGCUUCGAAUAUUCAAAUUAUUAGUGGAGUUCAAGCAAGAGUUCAACAAUACAAAUGUGCCAUGCAGAUGCAACCAGGGGGUAUGGCGGCUGCUGUUGUAGAGGCAACAGCAGAAACUCAUUAUAGUUAUCAGCAACAAACUUCACAGCAAGUAUCUCCUCAACAAUCAAAUGAAGCACAAAAUCAAAUUAAUGAUCAACAAACUACAACCUCGCAAAUUCAAGUGCAAAAUCAAAUUCAGAAUCAUGGACAAAUAAAUCAACAGAUACAGUCACAAAGACAAAUCUCGCAGCAAAUUUCUCAAUCACAAAAUCAAACACAAGUUAAUCAACAACAACAAAAUCAGUCACAAAUUACACAACAGAUUCAACAGUUACAAAGACAACAAAGAGAGUUUGAAAAACAACAUAGACAGCUUCAACAAAUUGAGAAACAGGUGCAAAUUGCUACACAAGAGUUCCCUAUUAAACAGGAGUCUCAAAGUCAAGUAGUACAUCAAAAUAAUAAUAUCAUUUUGAAGGCAGACUCUGAGUCUAAGCAAAACCAACAAAUCAUUCAGAAAGUACAAUCUGAAACUCAGAAAGAUGAAAGUGGAACACAAAAUAUACAAGGUUAUACUGUACAAGCUACACCGGAGGUAUUUUUAAAUUUGGGAUUUAAAGAAACUCCUCUGGUCACACAAACUGUACGAGAUGAGUCAAAGGAGUUUAAGGACUAUGCAAAGUCAGAAGAUACAAUAUCUCGCAACUCGAUUGGACAGAUUUCCGAAUUUCUAAGAAUCAAAUCAGGGCCUGAACCAACAUCUUUAAUUACUGUGAAUCCUCAAGUUAUUUCGCAAACUCAUAGGAAUGCCACCUGUAAAGAAUGUGGCAAAAUUUUCAAUACCAUAAAUCAAUUGAACACUCAUAGUUGCUCAGUUCAGAGCCUUUUAAGUGAAACUUCUGAUAAUGGUAGUAAUAAAGAAGAUCCUUUACAAAAUAAUAGCAAUUCAUUUAGUUGUGAUGUUUGUGGUAAGCCAUUCAAACGAAAAGAACAUCUUUAUCAACAUAGAAAACUACAUACUGGUGAACGUCCUUAUGUGUGCACCACAUGUUCAAAGGCAUUUAGUCGAAAAGAACAUUUAGUUAGGCACUCUGUAUCUCACACAGGUGAAAAAAUGCACGAGUGUGAAAUGUGCGGUAAAAGCUUUUCUAGAAAAGACAAUCUUCACAAACAUCGUAAAACACAUGGUGUAUCGGGUCCGUAUAUCUGUGAAACAUGUGGAAAGUCAUUCGUGGUAAAGCAUUACUAUCUAAUGCAUUUAACAACUCAUGCUUCGACUAUUGGGGAUGGUGUAAAUUGCCAAGAUCCUUUACCAUAUAAAUGUGAUAUUUGUCACAAAGCAUUUUCUGUAAAACAAUAUCUUACAACUCACAAACUUAGGCAUAGAUCAAAGAAUAAUAAUAAUUCUUCUCAGAAUACUGCAAAUGGUCAUCAGCAGCAGCAGCAACAACAGCAGCAGCAACAACAACAGCAACAACAACAACAACAAACACAACAAUCCAACACGACAAGUAACAUAAAUAUGGUGACAAGUAAUGUUACUAAUUCUGGGAGUUUAAAUAAUAACAAUGGACAGUCUAAUAAUGGAUCAACGGUUGAAAUGCAAAGUGUUAUUGAAAGAAAUGAACAACCAAAUGGUUCAUUUAAUAAUCAGUAUCAUAAUAAUAUACAAGAGUUUCAAUGAGAUAAGGGGAAGCGUGUCUAUUAUGUUCUUUUGCCAAACGGUAACAAUCACAAGAUUGUUGUUAUGUGAGCAAGAGAAAUUUUGACGCGCUAAAAUAUUUUCUUAAACUAUACCUGCUGUUACUCGAGAAGGAAAUUUUUUAUACUUUGAUAAGGCAAGAAGACGGAUUUAAAUAUGUACUAUUAUUUUAAACAGAUUAAAUGAACUUAUCAUUUAUAUUAAUCACUAAUCAAUCAGUCAGAAAGUAGAAUCUUCAGUGGCUUAUGAGCUUAACUUGAAGUAUAUUGUACAUAUAUUUUGCCAGUAAAGUAUUACAUGUAUGAAAUGCAUGCUAUGUUUUGUAUGAAUGCACACUGAUAUUUAAUGUUCAAAGAAAUCGUGUGCUAUAAAAUUUAAGUGUGCGUAGAUAGUCAUGAGGUUGUUCCAAUACCUGAUUAGAGACAUAUUUCCAAAUAUAUUAGCUUAAAAUGAAAAUAUCAAAUAAAUGUCUAAUCAGAAUAUUAAGUAUGAAUCAUUAUUUUUUAUUUUAGUUAGUUAUAUUAAU
This is a messenger RNA of Frieseomelitta varia, 2782 nucleotides long. RefSeq names its product zinc finger protein 300-like. Gene Ontology annotation, cellular component: nucleus. Bases 55 to 2238 code for a protein of 727 amino acids. The record is from RefSeq and is a predicted model, not a curated record. Gene Ontology annotation, biological process: regulation of transcription by RNA polymerase II. Gene Ontology annotation, molecular function: RNA polymerase II cis-regulatory region sequence-specific DNA binding; DNA-binding transcription factor activity; zinc ion binding. The transcript has 4 exons. Lineage: Eukaryota; Metazoa; Arthropoda; Insecta; Hymenoptera; Apidae.